This is a messenger RNA of Esox lucius (northern pike), 2009 nucleotides long. It is a transcript of the gene wdr20a, whose product is annotated as WD repeat domain 20a. The record is from RefSeq and is a predicted model, not a curated record. The coding region runs from base 98 to 1930 and encodes 610 amino acids. The transcript has 4 exons. NCBI's taxonomy places the organism in Eukaryota, Metazoa, Chordata, Actinopteri, Esociformes, Esocidae. Gene Ontology annotation, molecular function: protein binding.
AUUCGAAUUGAACUAUAAUUUAAACUUUAGCUCAACUUCCCCAACAAACGGGGAUGCGCACGCCUCAUGCGUAAGAUCCGGGCUCGAGGAAGGAUGAAUGUUAAUUUCAAAGAUGGCGGCGGAGGGAGGAGGGAAGGAGAUGAACGAAAUUAAAACUCAGUUCACUACAAGGGAAGGCGUGUAUAAACUCCUCACCCACUCCGAAUAUAGCCGUCCCAACAGGGUGCCUUUCAAUUCCCAGGGAUCGAACCCCGUUAAAGUCUCCUUCGUAAACGUCAAUGACCAAUCUGGGAACGGCGACAGAAUCUGUUUCAAUGUGGGCCGGGAGCUGUACUUCUACAUCUACAAAGGCGUUAGAAAGGCGGCAGACUUGAGCAAACCCAUCGACAAGAGAAUAUACAAAGGAACGCAACCCACGUGUCACGACUUCAAUCACCUCACGGCCACAGCAGAGAGCGUCUCUCUGCUGGUGGGCUUCUCGGCCGGUCAGGUGCAGCUCAUCGACCCCAUCAAGAAGGAGACCAGCAAGCUCUUCAACGAGGAAAGAUUAAUAGACAAGUCCAGAGUGACUUGUGUGAAAUGGGUGCCCGGCUCAGAGACUUUGUUCCUCGUCGCCCAUUCCAGUGGGAACCUGUACUUGUACAACGUGGAACACGCCUGUGGGACAGCGGCGCCGCACUACCAGUCGCUCAAACAGGGCGAGAACUAUGCGGUGCAUACGUGUAAGAGCAAGGCCGCACGGAACCCCCUGCUCAAAUGGACUGUGGGCGAAGGGGCGCUCAACGAGUUCGCCUUCUCUCCCGACGGGAAGUUCCUGGCGUGCGUGAGCCAGGACGGCUUCCUUCGGGUCUUCAACUUCGACGCGGUGGAGCUCCACGGGACCAUGAAGAGCUACUUCGGGGGUCUGCUGUGCGUGUGCUGGAGUCCCGACGGAAAGUACAUUGUGGCGGGCGGCGAGGACGACCUGGUGACCGUGUGGUCGUUUGUGGAUUGCCGGGUUAUCGCGCGUGGUCACGGACACAAGUCCUGGGUGAGCGUGGUGGCCUUCGACCACUACACGACCAGCGUGGAUGACGCUGACCCAAUGGAGUUCAGCGGCAGCGACGAGGACUUCCAGGACCAGAUCCACUUUUGCCGCGAUCGGGCUAACAGCGCGCAGUCCCAGCUCUCCAAGCGCAACUCCACAGACAGCCGGCCGGUUCAGGUCACCUACAGGUUUGGCUCGGUGGGCCAGGACACCCAGCUGUGCUUUUGGGACCUCACCGAAGAUAUCCUGUUCCCCCACCUCCCACUUUCCCGGACCAGAACGCACACCAAUGUAAUGAACGCCACCAGCCUCCCGGUGGCGGUGGGUGUGGCUGUGCCGGCUGGAUUCGGCGGUGGCAUGGUGAACAAUGUGAGUGCUAACCCCAGCACCAACGGCAACAGCAGCGGGGCCAACACCCCCGGCAACUCUCUCCCCGCCAGCCUGCCACGCUCUAACAGCUUGCCGCAUUCUGCCGCCACAACCGCCAACAGCAUUGGCAGCGCCAUGGACAGUGCCAUCGCCACGGGCGUCAGCAAGUUCGCCACGCUCGCCCUUCACGACCGCAAGGAGCGCCACCACGAGAAGGACCACAAGCGGAACCACAGCGUGGGCCACACGAGCAGCAAGAGCAGUGACAAGCUCAACAUGCUGACCAAAACCAAAAUGGACCCCGCAAAGACUCUGGGGACACUGCUCUGUCCCCGCAUGGAAGACAUUCCCCUACUAGAACCCCUCAUCUGUAAAAAGAUAGCACACGAAAGACUGACUGUCUUGAUAUUUCUUGAAGACUGUAUAGUGACAGCUUGUCAGGAAGGAUUUAUUUGCACAUGGGCAAGGCCUGGCAAAGUGGGUUUAUUGUCAUCCCAAAACCAAGCCAGCUCUCCCAGUGGAACUGUAGUAUAGCCUACACUAUUUCUGCUGCUAAGAAACCUGCGUUAAAGAGACGUAUUGUCACCAGAGCCUGGUGCGGCUCGACACCCUG